This is a messenger RNA of Musa acuminata AAA Group (dessert banana), 1683 nucleotides long. Its product is annotated as nuclear transcription factor Y subunit A-7-like. The record is from RefSeq and is a predicted model, not a curated record. Bases 293 to 1267 code for a protein of 324 amino acids. Gene Ontology annotation, molecular function: DNA-binding transcription factor activity, RNA polymerase II-specific. NCBI's taxonomy places the organism in Eukaryota, Viridiplantae, Streptophyta, Magnoliopsida, Zingiberales, Musaceae. The transcript has 6 exons. Gene Ontology annotation, biological process: regulation of transcription by RNA polymerase II.
UUUUCUUGGAGUCUUUGUGAUCUGACGAUGGAUUACUGGAUUUAAUUCCCUUAAUUCGAUAUGGUGUUCGCUUGCUUUGACGUUCUUUGAUGGGUCUCCUCGGUUUUUCGAUUCGUAUAAAUUUGGGGCUUUGAUAAGCGCUGGAGCUUUAUGCCAUUAGAUCUGUUUCUUGUGGAUCUUUAAGCGGAUUUAGGAAGUUGCUGUUGGAAUAUGGCUGAGUUGGACAGAAAAGUUGGGAUUUUUCUCGGAAUCUGCCUUUUACUUUGUGUUUUCGGCGGUCGGACUUCGAAGAAUGGAAUCACGUCCUGAAGGUACAAAUAUAGUAGAUCCGGGCUUACAAACUGCUCUGCCGGACACGAUCAGUGCUCAGCCAUGGUGGUCCGGUACCAUGUUUGCUGCACUGAGUACCUCUAAGCAAUCAUCAGCUGGAACUGAGGUUGGCCAAUCGCGACUGGGCGGUGGCAUGCAUGGCACAGGUGAUGUCAGUAAAGAGACGCAGAGUGCAGACAGGAAAUCAGAUCUUGUUUCAGAUGGGAAUCUUCAGCCUACAUCUGCAGCUACUUCUAUGAUGCAUGAGUAUCUUGCACCACAUACCCAGCUGGAACUUGGUCAAUCAAUUGCUUGUGCUAUGUAUCCAUUUACGGAUCCUUAUUUUGCUGGUGUAGUAGCUCCUUAUGGAACUCAAGCAAUGGUGCAUCCUCAGAUUAUCGGGAUGCCUCAAUCUCGCAUGCUUUUGCCUCUUGAAAUGACAGAGGAGCCAGUUUAUGUUAAUCCCAAGCAAUACCAUGGAAUUAUCAGGCGAAGACAAUUGCGUGCAAAAGCUGAACUCGAGAGAAAAGCUCUGAAAGUUAGGAAGCCAUAUCUCCAUGAAUCCCGUCACCUACAUGCGAUGAGGAGGGCUAGGGGUUGUGGAGGUCGUUUUCUUAAUACCAAGAAGACAGACGAAGACGCUGCUAAAACUGACACAAAGAAGGGUCUAAAUUCUGGUGCAUUUCUUUCAACGCAAUCAACUAUCUCCUCUAGUUCGGAAGCAAUACCCUCUGAUUGCUCGGGUGAUACAAAUCCUGCCAGCACCAUGCAGGAACGAAUGUCUAAAUCUCAAACAUCGUUUAGUAGGAAAGACGGCUACCAAGAUCAGUCUGAAUCUGAGAUAUCAUUCCUUCAUCUAAAGUCGGGUGACAAAGCAGAAGAUGAUGACUGCUCAGGACCACGGAGCGGUGGCAUCCUGGUGAAUCGGCCGUCUAGUAGGGCCGUCGCUAUACAGUGACAAUCCUGUUUUGAGUGAUGACCGAUGCUUGCAGCAUUGCCCUGUGAUUUAUACUCUUUUAUGUUCUCGUGAGUAUGGUCCAGACAACAAGUUAACUUUGGCUCGCCUGAUUGAUCUGGAAAAUUAGCAGGAGCGCAAGCUGGAGGCAUCGGCACCGCUCGGGAAGGUUGUCAUUGAUAAGUCUGAUGCUUGCAGGCAAUUCAUUCUUGGCUUUAACAUCUGUUUUCUUUGGUACUUUUUCUUUGUUGGGAAAAGAAAGACUGGACUUAUCUGUGCAGGUUUGAUGUGGUGUAACAGUUACUCUGUCUCAUUUGUUAGGGUUCUUGGUCUCUUGUCGACAGUGGAAGACGAAAUAAUAGUGGAUGUAUUGGUGUUUUCUGUGUGUAUAAAAUAUGAGAACAUGAAUCUUCUGCUUA